AGACGCAACUACUCCAACACGUCUAGUUCCACUCGACUGUUUUCAAGAAUGUUCCGCACUUUGGUCGCUCUUCUUGCUGCGCUCCCGCUUCUCGGUUUGGCCGCCCCUGUCGCUGAAGAACGCGCCGCAAACGCGUGUACCGACGUGAUCGUCAUUUUUGCCAGAGGAACAACGGAGCCAGGGACCAUUGGUACCAUCGUUGGCCCACCUCUCCAAAGCGCGUUGCAGAGCGCCCUCGGCAGCAAGUCGCUUACUUUCACCGGCGUACCGUAUGCGGCAGAUAUUCCUGGAUUCCUUGUCGGUGGUGACCCUACUGGUUCUGCGACCAUGGCACAGUUGUUGACCAGCGCUGCUAGCUCUUGCCCCAAUGCAAAACUGGUCACUUCUGGAUAUAGUCAAGGCGGCCAGCUGGUGCACAACUCGGCCAAGUUGAUCUCCUCUAGCGUUGCGGCGCGCAUCAGCGCGGCUGUUAUUUUCGGCGACCCCGAUAACGGUCAAGCCGUCCAAGGCAUCCCGUCCUCGAAGGUCGAUGUGAUUUGCCAUGUUGGAGACAAUAUUUGCCAAGGUGGAGCUAUUAUUCUUCCCGCCCAUCUGACCUACGGAGCCGACACCCCGGCUGCGGCUUCUUUCAUUGCCGCCAGAGUUUAA
This is a messenger RNA of Mycena indigotica, 648 nucleotides long. RefSeq names its product Cutinase. The transcript has 7 exons. Gene Ontology annotation, biological process: carbohydrate catabolic process. NCBI's taxonomy places the organism in Eukaryota, Fungi, Basidiomycota, Agaricomycetes, Agaricales, Mycenaceae. The coding region runs from base 49 to 648 and encodes 199 amino acids. Gene Ontology annotation, cellular component: extracellular region. Gene Ontology annotation, molecular function: cutinase activity. The record is from RefSeq and is a predicted model, not a curated record.